Canis lupus familiaris (dog) is the source of this 1441-nucleotide messenger RNA. RefSeq names its product coiled-coil glutamate rich protein 1 (gene CCER1). The record is from RefSeq and is a predicted model, not a curated record. The transcript has 3 exons. Bases 364 to 1332 code for a protein of 322 amino acids. Lineage: Eukaryota; Metazoa; Chordata; Mammalia; Carnivora; Canidae.
CGGGCAACCAAGGACGCGGUGGGCACGCGGGGCCUCCGGCCACUAUUUAAAGGCCGCGCCGCCCGCGCCCGCUCAGUCCCGCCGGGUCCCGGGCCCGACGGGGAAGCGCCUGGGUGGGGAGGGAGCCGCCAGCCUUACCCAGCCCCAGCCCACCUGGGCCGGACCGCUCGGGGGCGCAGGACGAGAGACUGCGGAGCAAGCGCGAGCGAGCGAGCGAGCGGAGCGGACGGAGACCGGCACGUGCUGCCGCCGCGCAGGCGGACGAGGCUCUGCACACCCGAGGCUCUGCACACCCUCGGCUCGGGCCAAACGACCGCAGCUUCCGGGGCGCUUCCGCUUCCACCUCCCCGAGCUCCGUGAGCGAUGACCCAGACCCUCUACACACGGGAGGAGCCUCGUAACCUGGGCGGCGGCUGGGCGCCCCCCGCCCCGUUGCGCACCUGGUCCACCUGCCACCGAAGGCGCAGGGGCGCCCCGAUUUACAAGCGGCGCCGCCGCUACGGCCCCAAGUCUGAGUAUGAGCCCCCCUGGAAACAGCCGAAGCAGCAGCACGGCCCGGGCCCGUGGUUCCAGCCACCCCGACGGCCCUACUGGGCCGUGUCCCCUAACGGGGGGCGCCGCGGGGGGCCCUGGCGCCCGCCCCCCGGGGGCUUCUGGCGGCGGCCCGGCCGCGUGCAAGUGAUCCGGGUGUACGGCCUGCACCCCGUCUGCCUGUGCUGCUGCUCGUGCUGGCGCGGGCCCUGGAAGCGCGGCUGGGCGCGGCCCCCGGGCAGGAGGAAGCGCUGGGGCCGCCGGGGUCGAGGCCCGCGCCGCCCGCCUCGCCGCCCCUCCCCGCCGCGCCCGCCCGCCGCGCUGAGCACCCUGCUCCGGCCCGUCAACCUGUACGGGUGGCGCGCGCCGGGCAUGCGGGCGCCGCGCAACACCACGCAGUUCAUCAUGAACCAGAUCUACGAGGACAUGCGGCAGGAGGAGCUGGAGCGCCAGCAGGAGGCGCUGCGGAGGCAGCAGGCCGCCCCCGGGGGCUCCUCCCAGAGCGACGAGGAGGAGGGGGAGGAGGACCAGGAGGAGGAGGAGGAGGAUCAGGAGGAGGAGGAGGAGACAGAAGAGGAGGCCGUGGAGGAGGAGGAGCCGAGAGAGGAAGAGAACCAUUUACCUCUGCAAAUGCCUUUGUCGUUCCUAGUGGGGCCCGAGGAAGAGAGAGAGAACUUUCUAAACUGUGCUUAUUUAAGCCCCAAGCAGAUCAUUCCUAGAGUGGCCCAGGAAGCCCUCCUCGUGGUUGAGACAUUAACUGUUAGCAGGAAAAGGAUUGAGGAUGGGAUGGAACUGAUGUGAGGCUAAAAUGGAAUAGCCACUUAUUGAAAACCAGUUCCAAAAAAAAAAAAAAAAAAGAGUUCCAUUAAUAAACAUACCAGUGGAAACCCCUUCUUUGGCCAUCAUAAAA